UAAAUAAUGGACAUUAUUGAGUCGAGCAUUAUCUUAUCAUGGCUGUACAUUGAACUUUCAUUAUGGACGUCACGAUUGCCGACUUGUCAUAUUUUGGUUAUAUCAUUUUUGCCUAAUGAUUUGUUCACCGCUUUUUACCUAAAUUGAACUAGACGAAACCUAGUAGAUUUAUCUCGGGGUCCAUUUAGCCUAAGUGUUAUGUGCUUAAUUACUCCCACUACAGACGAAAUGCCUCUAGCAAUGAGUCGUGUGUAGUGCGAUGUCGCAAGUGGUUAUCUGUCCCUAAAUUAGGUAUCUAUUGUGUAUAAACCGUUCAAGCAUGUCUACUCAGUUAUUCGUUGCGGAAUGGCACAGAAUACCUUCAACACCCGAUGUUCCUGUUGUUGACACUAAGCGAGUACUGGUCCUCUUUGGCACCAUAGCAGUAUUAGCAGGUUCCCGCAUCGCCUACAAAUAUAUAUUACAGCGACGGCGCAAGGCGCGCGAGAACGAAGUGCUAGCAGCCGGCCAGCGGGAGCGCUGCGCGCGCGUCUGCGACCCCGACCUGAGCCAGGCGCAGCUCCUGCUCUGUGUGGUGUGCAUCGAGAAUCCUAAGCAGAUAAUCCUCCUACCCUGCGGCCACGUGUGCCUUUGCGAAGACUGUUCAGACAGAAUCACAGAGCAGUGCCCGAUCUGCCGAGAGCGGAUAGAAUCACGCGUCCCGGCCUUCAUCACGUAGGGGCUGAUACAGGGCAUGUUGAGACUUGGGACGGGGACAAGUUAAGUUGAUACAGCGGGGCUUGUUGAGACAAUUGGACAAGUUGAAACAGGUGAGGCAAGUCAAAACAGUGAAGUGACUUGAGAGUAUAGGGCAGGAUCUAGUUUUAAUCUAGAGCCAUGGGAAUUUAUACCCUCGUAAAUUACUUUUAUAGACAACAGUUGAGGUAAAAACAUGCCAUUUGUUAUACAGGAGUCAUUUUACUAGGCUAGUCUAGUCUAAAUAAUAUUAUUGUACUACACCUAUAGGCAGGAGUUUUAGCAAUGAAUUACUUAUAUAAAAUAGCGUCAGCAGUCAAUCAAAUAGAGCCAGUGUUAUUUUAAAAGUGUUAUUGUAUUCCUUUUUUUAUAUUAAUAAAGCAUUCUUUAUGAAAUAUUGUUCACUUAACCCAAGGAUCAACUGUAAUUGCUAAUUGCCCGAAUUGUACAACAUAGUUAAUUCUAGGUUAUGUUUGUAAUAGAGCUGAGCAUAUUUUGAAGUUCAUAUUGUGGGUGUGUGUAUGUUAAUUAAUAAUUGUUUUAUAUAAA
Messenger RNA from Cydia pomonella (codling moth), 1284 nucleotides. Its product is annotated as mitochondrial E3 ubiquitin protein ligase 1-like. Bases 320 to 718 code for a protein of 132 amino acids. Gene Ontology annotation, biological process: protein ubiquitination. The transcript has 3 exons. Lineage: Eukaryota; Metazoa; Arthropoda; Insecta; Lepidoptera; Tortricidae. Gene Ontology annotation, molecular function: ubiquitin-protein transferase activity. The record is from RefSeq and is a predicted model, not a curated record.